This is a messenger RNA of Lactuca sativa (garden lettuce), 1110 nucleotides long. RefSeq lists its product as uncharacterized. The record is from RefSeq and is a predicted model, not a curated record. NCBI's taxonomy places the organism in Eukaryota, Viridiplantae, Streptophyta, Magnoliopsida, Asterales, Asteraceae.
UAAUCUCAUGUCAACAUUUUCUCCACAUUUUAACAACAUUCAAAAUUCAUUAUAAAUCAAACGCUCAUCUGAAAUUCUUCUCCACAUAGUUUAAUUUCGAACAAUUAAGCUUCAAUUUUUGUAAAGUUCGAUAAUUUUUUUUUUUGAAUGAUGGAUUUGUUUGAUUUGGUCAAUUCGUUCAUCGAGAAAGGCUGCGGCGUUGUUGUUGAUGAAGAAAUCGGAAGAAUCGACGACGAUCAUAAUCCCUAUGACGAUGAAGAUUCUGAUGUGGUGGAGAAUACGAUGAAGGAUUCGCUGAAGAGAUUAUUUGCAUUUGAGAACGGUGAUGAAGCAAGAAGAAAGACUACAUUAGAAGUUCAAAAGGCAUGGCGGCGCGUGAUCGAAACUAACUCAUCGCCAUCGUCGCCAGAUCUAAAAUGGCAGCUGAUGACUCAGCUACGUCACCAAGGUUUCGACGCCGGACUCUGCAGAUCAAAAUGGAAAAGGAAUGGCAAGGUUCCAUCGGGGCGUUACGAAUACAUUGAUGUUAAUAUAAAUGGGACCCGCUACAUGAUUGACAUAUUGAUAGCAGGAGAAUUCGAGAUAGCAAGGCCAACUAAAUAUUACGUUUCAUUGCUCGAUGUUUUCCCUCAAAUUACAGUCUGCAAAGUCAUCGAGUUCAAAAAAAUCGUAAGAAUGAUGUGCGAUGCGAUUAGACUGUCUAUGAACCAACAACAAAUGCAUGUACCACCAUGGAGAAGACAUGAGUACGUGCAUGCUAAAUGGUUCGGGUCUUAUAAGAGAUUUACUAACACCUAUUCAACUAAAAGUAUUACAGACUCGAAUAUAGAUAGCAAAAAAGUUGUAAGUUUUUUGUCAUUUUCGGAACAAAAUUGCUAUUGGAGUCGAAGAGAAGAGUUUGGUGGAAGGGAAUUUUGUUUGAAAGUUGGUAAUUUGACCAUGGUUAUGAAUGGACCAACAUAGCAUGUUAAUGUAAUUUUUAGGGGGUAAAGAAGUGAGUGUGUAGUGUAAAGAAGGGUAAAGUAUGGAUCUAAAAUGAUUAUUGUGAUUUAAGAUCAUAACAAUCAGUUUUUAGUAUUUAAUAUAAAGUGAUUAAUUUGAUUUUUUUUA